AUGGAAAGGGACAUGCUGUUUCCGAUACGCGACUCUCGCUCUAUCCGCAUACUCGUCUUGCACGCUGGCGACUCCAGCGAGUCUCUCCAAGGGGAACUGGAGUUGAUUACCAUCGGCACCGGCCGGCGCAAGUAUGAGGCCGUCUCAUAUGUCUGGGGAAGCCUGUCAAAGACGCACGAGAUGAUAUGCGACGGGGGUCCCGUGUCGAUAACAGAGAGCCUUCACGGAGCUUUGAAGCGUCUACGCUUCCCCCACAAGUCGAGGCACCUCUGGAUCGACCAAGUCUGCAUCAACCAGGACGACCCCGAAGAGAAGAGCAGCCAGAUACCGUUGAUGGAUGCCAUGUACCGGAAUGCCACUCGCGUGUUGUUCACCCGCGCGUGGGCUGUCCAAGAGAUAGGCACCAAAGCACCAUCGACACUCUUCUGGGGUGAUGCCCAGGUGGAAUGGGCGCUUUUGCACUCGGUCUGCGAGUCGUUGACAGACUACCACCACCUGCGGAAGCAUGUCGACAUCCAGACGCCCAUAGUCAAGUACAUGUAUCGUCGCUUCAUCGAACCUGACCGAUCAUCUCGCCAUGCCAACCGAUUCGGCUUCGUUUACGAGCUCCACCGUGCCAGACACCUGCUGGCCUCCGACCCAAGAGACAAGGCCUUUGCCAUGCUGGGACACUACUCCAUUCGUAACGGCCCGAACCGACAGCUGAGGGACCUGAAGCCGAACUACACGAAGAAGUUGGAAGAUAUCUACAUGGAUGCCGCAAGCAGGAGCUUGGUGGGUGACAGCAGCUCGCUCUUGACACUAGCCGCUGUUCAGCACGACAGUAUCCCUUCCGGACAUGGCGCAGUGAGCCUGACCAGUUUGGACUAUUCUUCAAUGGCAUCACCCAACAAGUUGCCUUCGUGGGUUCCGGACUGGCGUAUCUACCAGUCACACAUCCUCUCGGAACCUACCAGUCCUCACCGUGCUGGGGGGGGGCGGGCAGCCCGACUCUCAAAGUGGAUCAGGCAUCCGAAGCGUUACACAUCAAGGGAACCAUCGUCGAUACCGUGGUUGCGUGCUCGGGUCCCUUCCCCCCCCCCCCCGCGAGUUCCACGUCAAUGGAUCCGAAUGGUCCACGGCGGCCGAGAAGAUCUGGCGUGUCGUUUGCGGCCAGUCUGA
Molecule: messenger RNA, 1161 nt
Organism: Colletotrichum higginsianum IMI 349063
Lineage: Eukaryota; Fungi; Ascomycota; Sordariomycetes; Glomerellales; Glomerellaceae
Product: Het domain-containing protein
Exons: 2
Coding region: 1-1161 (386 amino acids)
Source: RefSeq, a predicted model, not a curated record